AUGAACUUUUCAUAUAUCGCUGGAUGUUUAAGCACUGUUCUAGGUAUUGGUAUAGGUGCUGCAGGAGGUCAUAAAAAGGAAUGGACCUAAGAGAGAAAAGACUUGUUGACAAAAGCUACAUUUUAUCAUUUUAUCUCAAAUACUGGAAUGAUUAUAGGGUCAUAUAAUAACCCAUUCAACUAUUCCACUAUUCUUUUUUUGAUAGGAGUGACUUGCUUUAGCGGAUCUCUUUAUUAUAAAACAUUUACAAACAAUGAAGAUUUUAAAAGACUUCCCCCAUACGGUGGUAUGGCUAUGAUGUUAGGGUGGAUCCUUCUUGCAUUUAAAAAAUGA
Tetrahymena thermophila SB210 is the source of this 333-nucleotide messenger RNA. Its product is annotated as inner membrane protein, putative. The record is from RefSeq and is a predicted model, not a curated record. The transcript has a single exon. Lineage: Eukaryota; Ciliophora; Oligohymenophorea; Hymenostomatida; Tetrahymenidae.